Rhizophagus irregularis DAOM 181602=DAOM 197198 is the source of this 1856-nucleotide messenger RNA. RefSeq lists its product as uncharacterized. NCBI's taxonomy places the organism in Eukaryota, Fungi, Glomeromycota, Glomeromycetes, Glomerales, Glomeraceae. The record is from RefSeq and is a predicted model, not a curated record. Gene Ontology annotation, molecular function: Hsp90 protein binding.
AAUUUACGAAUCCUUACCAACUUUCGUUUCAAACCUUUUUAUGCUUAAAUAAAAAAAAAUUUGUAAUAAUGAGUGCUGAAGAAUUGAAAGCUAAAGGAAAUGAAGCCUUCUCCGCUAAAAAUUAUGAAAAAGCAAUAGAAUUAUUUACUAAAGCUAUAGAAAUAGACCCUACAAACCAUGUGCUUUAUUCAAAUAUGUCUGCCUGCUAUGCGUCGUUAAAGCAAUACGAUAAAGCUUUAGAAAGCGCAAAUAAAACUAUUGAAUUGAAAAAAGAUUGGGCAAAGGGCUAUAGUAGAAAAGGAGCAGCUCUUCACGGUCUUGGAAAAUUAGAAGAAGCUCGUGAUACUUACCAAGAAGGCCUUAAACACGACCCAAAUAAUGCCCAGCUAAAAAAAUCAUUCGAUGAAGUUGAGUCAGCCUUAGAUAAUGGUCCAUUUGGUAAAAUAUUCCCCGAUGAUAUAUUGGUUAAAAUCGCGUUAAAUCCACAAUUGAGACCGUACCUAGAUCAACCUGAUUUCGUUGAAAAAGUUAAAGCUAUACAAGCUGAUCCCAAACAAUUUAACGCCCAUUUACAGGAUGACCGUAUAAAGAAUGUAUUUAUGUAUAUACUGACUGGUUCAGUGAAUCCUCAAAGUGGUCCACAAGAACCACCACAGCCACAGCAACCACAGCAACCACCGCAACCUGAAGAGCAUAAGCCACCUGAACCACAGGAAUAUGACAUUCCUGAACCAACGGAAAAAACCGAAGAAGAACUUAAUAAAGAGAAAUCCGUCAAGGAAAAAGAACUUGGUAACACAGCAUACAAGAAGCGAGAAUUUGAGGAAGCAUUAAAACAUUAUGAUAAAGCUUGGGAAUUAGAUCCUACUAAUGCAUCAAUUUUAACAAAUAAGGCUGCCGUAUUAUUUGAACAAGAAAAGUACGAUGAGUGCAUCGAAACUUGUGAGAAUGCUAUCGAAGUUGGUCGUGAACAUCGUGUAGAUUUCAAAUUGAUUGCUCGUGCAUAUGGAAGAAUUGGAAAUGCAUAUUAUAAAUUAGAUAAAUUGGAUGAAGCAAUUAAAUAUUAUCAAAAAUCAUUAACAGAACAUCGUACACCAGAUACAUUAAAAAAAUUAAACGAUACAGAAAAAUUAAAAGUCAAGAAGGAGAAAGAAGCUUAUUAUAAUCCUGAAUUAUCUGAUAAAGCACGUGAAGAAGGAAAUGAGUUAUUUAAGAAAAAUGAUUUUGCUAACGCCGUAGCAAAAUACACUGAAGCUAUCAAACGUAAUGAAAAGGAUCCAAGAGCUUAUAGUAAUCGGGCUGCUUGUUAUACUAAAUUAAUGGCUUAUCCCGAAGCAUUAAAAGAUUGUGAAACUUGUAUUAGUCUUGAUCCUACUUUCGUUAAGGCAUAUAUUCGUAAAGCUGCUGUUGAAUUCUCGAAAAAGGAAUAUUCAAAAUGUAUGGAGACUUGUGAUGCAGCUUUAAAACAUGAUACAACCGGCCAACAUGCCGCGGAAAUUGCUAAACAAACACAAAAAUGUCGCGAAGCGAUGUGGCAAAGUAAUGCCAGUGGUUCACAAGAAAGUACCGAAGAAACUUUAAGAAAAGCCGCAAGUGAUCCUGAAAUUGCGAGAAUUCUUCAAGACCCUGUUAUGCAACAAAUUCUUCAACAAAGUCAGGAAGAUCCUCGUGCUUUUAAGGAACAUUUGAAAAAUCCUACCGUAGCAGCGAAUAUUCAUAAAUUAAUCAAUGCAGGAGUUUUGAGAACUGCCUAAAAAUUUAUUUUAAUUCUUAAACUAAAAAAAAAAUGAUGGCUGUUUGUUUUAUAUAAUGUAUUUAUGUAUUAUUUGCAUUUAAUAAAAUGUUAACAAAUUUAC